Messenger RNA from Durusdinium trenchii, 1325 nucleotides. Lineage: Eukaryota; Dinophyceae; Suessiales; Symbiodiniaceae. The record is from the annotation of a GenBank genome assembly.
UUGAAUCUUACUCAGGUUUCACAGUAUACUCCGCUAGGCCGUGAAUGCUCUAGAAAAAGUCUGCCUUCGAUUAUAUCAUACUCAACGAUAAGUUUGCAGGUUCAAUCUCACAUUGUAUCUACAUGAAGUGGAUAGAGGUCAGAAUGGCCCACUGGGCUUGUUGCUCCUGUCACACAAAUUUAGCGUGACAGCGGCCCAGGUAGCAGCGUGUUCAGUUUGCUGCCGAAGGGGUUGCUUGGUGGCGAAAAAAUAUUUGGCCUGCUUUCUUGUGAGCGUUGGUUGUCGCGCUCCGCAAUGAAUCCCCACUGUCAAGAAGAAACACAAGACAGUUGAUUCAUAUGCAUUCCGUUCGUUCAGAUAUGGGUUUCGAAUGCCUAUGCUUGAGUGGUUUAGCACCCUUUCUCAAAGCAACCGACAAACUGCCGCUGUUUUUCAAGUUUAGAAUCCUUCAUAUAGUUGUCAAACAUGGCGGAGGCCCAAUUGCCUUUUGAGAGGUGGUUGUACGAGUACUGUUCUGCAGCCUGGUUUUUGGUGACAAGCAACGUGUGUACAGGGCAGUGACGAGAGGUUCGAUGGCGUCCUGUUGAAGGCCAAGAGUCAACACUGCAAUCGGGUUCCAUCGACAGCAUCCUGGACGCUUUCUUCGGUUUCUUGCAGAGGAAGACAGACUUUUUCACCGGGGCGCAGGAUGAGCAGGCAGCUGAACAGAUGGUGCUCAAGUACUACAAGAAACAUUGGAAGGUUGGACAGAAGAAGCGGCAGGAGCAGCAGGAGCGCAAUCGAGCUGCUGAUGAAGAGAGAAAAAGGAAAGCUGACGAGAAGAAGCUGAAGGAUGAAGCAGAGUACCGAAAGCGGAUGGAGGAGGCGGAAAAGAUGAAAAACGUGGCGCAAAAAAAGAGGAAGUCACAGACGAAGAAGCUAGCAAGAUCAAGGCUAGCAAAGAAAAGGAUUACGAAGAGGCAAAUUAUGAAGAUAAAGAGGAUAAAGAGCCUCCUCCACUUGGCAAUGGGGGCACCACAGACAAAUACACCUGGACACAGACGCUUAGCACGCUGGAGAUCUUUGUUCAUGUGCCAAUAUGUGCCACCAGGGGUGAAGGCCAAGGAGAUCGUUUGUGACAUUGGAGGAGAUACCUUGAAACUAGGCACUUCACACAACAAGGAAACUCGACUCUAGACACGACUGGGAGGUGUCAAAGGAGCGCCUCUAAUUUUGAAUGGCAAGAUGCAUUCAAAGGUGGCUUGGAGACAUUGAAGUUUGUGGUACCGUUGUCCAAAGUGAGAAGACUUCACUGAAGACACUAAGGCUAUAGUGCCUUCCCAAAA